Messenger RNA from Sceloporus undulatus (fence lizard), 4241 nucleotides. RefSeq names its product HEAT repeat containing 6 (gene HEATR6). NCBI's taxonomy places the organism in Eukaryota, Metazoa, Chordata, Lepidosauria, Squamata, Phrynosomatidae. The coding region runs from base 23 to 3508 and encodes 1161 amino acids. The record is from RefSeq and is a predicted model, not a curated record. The transcript has 20 exons.
ACCGGCAGCCGAGGAAGACAAAAUGGCGGCCGAGGCCUCCACAGGGAAAGGGGAAGCGGCGCCGGAGUCGGAGGAAGAGGCCGGGCCCUUUUUGGGGCGCUACCAGGCCCGGCUCUGCGCUCUACAGCCGGGGGAGGAGAGCGGGAGGCGGACGGAGCUCCACUUGCUCUUCGACCAGCUCCUGUCCGAGAGCAGCAGCCCAGGAGCACCUUCCCCAGGAGAGCUAAGAGGAGAAGAUGUUUGUCAGCUGCUUGUCCAAGCUUGCAAACUAGUUCCACUUAAUCAAGAGCAUCUGGUCAACAAAGUCUGCCAGCUGAUUCAUCAGAUGCUUAACAGAUUUCAGGUUAUAGUUGAUGAAGAAAGUCUGAAGUACCUCCUGCCAUAUUUUAUCUCUGCAUUAAAGCAGUGCAGCUCUUGGACACAUGUUGAAAUAUUGCAGGCCUUGGCGGCUUCUGUCUACAACAAUGGACCCAGGUGUCAAAAGUAUCUCCCAGCCUUGCUAGGGAAAGAUGGACUUCUGAUACAACUGAGCAGCCCAGCUCAAACUGACACUGAACUCAGAAGGGCCUCAGUGCACUGCCUGGCAAACCUCUGCCUCAGCAUACCUGGACAACCAUACCUGGAGGAGCCUUACAGAGAGCUCUGUUUUCAGGCUUUUCUCUGUGUGCUACAGUCUUCAAAAGCAUCUGGAGUUGACGACAUCACCUUAUGUAUGUUGUUACAGAAUGCCUUGAAAGGACUCCAGUCACUCUUAAAUGGUGGAAAGAUGAAAUUGAUGCAGCCCGAUCAACUUGGUUCUGUUCUUGCUGUGUUAAAGAAAUACAUGUUCCAUGGGCUUCCUGGACUGAACAUAGAAAUGCCAGCCAUCUUAUAUCCUGCAGUUCUUUCUCAGUAUGACAGCAGGUCACCAGCCAAACAGGAGAAAUCAGAACUGAACAGCGUUAAGCCGACUGGGACAAGGAGGAAAAAGUCCAAGGCGAAGCAGAAGAAGGGGAAGCUGGAUGAAGAGGCAAAAGAACAAGAAGAAGAUGCUGAAGGAGCUGGGGCAGAGGAAUCAAGGUUACAAGGAGAUAUGCAGCAGAGCCCUGGUCCAGAUGUCUCAAAUCGGACAGCCAAGGACCCAUGCGUGCCAUUCAUAAAGGACCAUUUAUCUGUGCACACUCUUGGUUGGAAGAGAAUCAGUAGCAGUGACUCAGAGUAUUCUGAUGUUGAAGGUGGAAUGCAGAGCAAAACAAGGUCUUUCCAAGCAAAAGUUCGCCAAGGGGCUUUAACUUGCUUCCUUUCAACUGUGAAGUCUAUAGAGAAGAAAGUCCUGUAUGGCUACUGGUCAGCAUUUAUUCCUGACGCACCUGGAAUAGGAAGCCCACAGUCUGUGUCUUUGAUUACUAUUGCUUUAAAAGAUCCUUCUCCAAAGACACGGGCCUGUGCCUUCCAAGUUCUCUCAGCCAUUUUGGAAGGCUCGAAACAGUUCCUUUGCAUUGCUGAGGAUGCAGAUGAUCACAGGAGAGCCUUCACACCCUUCUCAGUAACCAUUGCAUCCAGCAUCCGAGAACUUCACCGUUGUCUGCUGUUGGCCCUGGUAGCAGAGUCCUCUUCCCAAACUCUCACCCAGAUAAUUAAGUGCCUUGCCAAUCUGGUAUUGAAUGUACCAUACAGCCGUUUAAAGACUGGACUGCUGACAAGAGUCUGGAACCAGAUAAAGCCAUAUAUUAGACAUAAAGAUGUUAAUGUUCGAGUGUCAAGUCUGACGUUGCUUGGAGCCAUAGUAUCCGCUCAAGCACCUUUGCCAGAAGUACGCCUCCUUUUGCAACAGCCCAGCUCAUCUGGACUUGGCGACGGUGGAUCUAGCACACCACGCCAUUCUGGUGUACCUGAAUGGCAUAGAGAAAGCCCCGGGCAGCCUCUGACCACAGAGAAUGCGCCUUCGGAGCCUUGUUGGCUCCUCCAUCUCUGCAUAUCUCUGGUUGUGCUGCCCAGGGAGGAGUGCUGCUUGGACAAUGAUGGUGCCUGCCUGACAACCACUGGCUUCUAUGAGCCAUCACCAGUUCGGCUGGAGUCAUUGCAGGUCUUAGUGCUUCUUGUCAAGGGCUAUUUCUCAGUUGCCCAAAGCUAUUUGCUAGAGCUUGGCCAAGUGGCUUGCAAAUGCAUGGAAGAAACGGAUCCAGCCAUCCAGCUCCAUGGAGCAAAACUUCUUGAUGAACUUGGUGUAGGUAUAAUACAGCAGUACAAGCCAGAUCUGGCGGAUGCCCCAGAUCAACGAGUGCCUUUUGACCUGGUUGUAACAUUCUGGACUAGGAUGCUGAAUGGACCAUUACCAGCUGCACUUCAAAACUCUCAACACCCAACGCUCCAGACCAGCACCUGCAAUGCUCUGUCUUCGAUCUUACCAGAAGCUUUCAGUGGUCUCCCAAAUGACAAACAGAUUCUUUGCAUCACAGUCCUCCUUGGACUCAACCACAGUGAGAACCCGCUGGUGAAAGCAGCCGCUGCACGAGCGCUUGGGGUCUACGUUGUCUUCCCAUGCCUUCGACAGGACGUCAUGUUUGUUGCUGACACAGCCAAUGCAAUCUUGGACUCGCUCCACGAUAGUUCUCCGAAUGUCCGUGCCAAAGCAGCGUGGUCCUUGGGCAACCUGACGGACACUCUGAUCAUCAACAUGGAGCUAAUGGGACAAAGUUUCCAGGAUGAGUUCUCAGAUCUCCUGCUGCUCAAAAUGUUACGGUUAGCUACUGAUGCGUCAAAAGACAAAGACAAGGUGAAGAGUAAUGCUGUCCGAGCCCUAGGAAACCUCCUUCAUUUUCUCCAGCCGUCCCACAUCACUGACCCUAGGUUUCUCCAACCCAUUGAGGAGUCUAUCCAGGCCCUGACUUCUGCAGUCCGAAGUGAAGCCACAAUGAAAGUGCGCUGGAAUGCUUGUUACGCACUUGGGAAUGUCUUUAAAAACCAUUCCUUGCCACUGGGUGAAGCCCCUUGGACUGCCCAAGCGUAUGGUGCCCUUAUCCUGGUGGUCCAGGCUUGCAAGAACUUCAAGGUUCGCAUCAAAUCAGCUGCGGCCCUCUCAGUCCCAGCCGAAAGGAGGUGUUACGGGACUCCUGCGCAGUUUUCCCAGAUCUGGAGCGCGUUGGUGGUUGCCUUGCAGCGGAGCGAAGAAGCAGAGGACUUCCUGGAGUUCAAAUACAGUGCUAGUUUGCGGACCCAGCUGUGUCACACUCUGGUUCACUUGCUGAGUUUGGCUGAAGAGGCAGACCUAUCGGCUGUCAGAAAGUCAGUGACUGAGCAUGGAGAAGUAAUAGGAUCCUACCUGUUGCAGUACAUGAAAUCAGGAGCUGAGGAUGUGGGCACAAGUCCGCCCUUUUCUGAACCAGACAAAAGCCUGCGGAGGGCUAUUGAGCAUGUGCGGGCGAUUGAGGAAGGGGCAGAAGGGUGCCCAGUGAAAAGGGGAAUGGUGGCUUAUCUACAAGACAUCUUAAAAACCCACCACAGUUCCACGGGGCUUACUGAAGCUUAGGGAAAAUCUUCUGUUUUUUAACUAGGCGUCUAAGAAAAACUAGGAAAUAAACAGGUCAACAUUGAAGAUCGCCUGUUGUAUGUUUUCAAUGUUUGUAUGUUUGGGGCUUUAAGCUGUGUUUCACGGAAGCCAUUUUGGUGUCUGAAACUUGUCCAGUUUCAGAUUAUGUUCUCUUUCUCUCCAUAGAAGUGCCACAACAGUUUUUAUAUUGUUGAUUUGCUCUUAAGGAGACUUUGGGUAACUUCUAUUUUGCCAGAAUGCCUUACUUGUUACUGAAUAAUGUCUGUAUCAGCUUCGGCUUCAUUGUACAGCUUUCUUCUGUGAAUCAAAAUGGGAAAUGUCAAGGUAAAGUGGGCUAGUUCUUUGGAAGUCUGCUAUGAGAACAGAAUAGAAUUAUGUGUGUAUUUUCCUUCAAGUCACCUGUCAAUUUAUGGUGAUCCCAUGAAUUUCAUAGGGUUUUCUUAGGCAAGGAAUACUCAAAGCUGGUUUUACCAGUUCCUUCCUCUGAAAUAUAGCCUUUAAAGCACCUAAUAUUUAUUGGUGGUCUCCCAUCCAAGUACUUCUUAGCUUCAAAGAUUGGAAGGAUCUGGUGCCUUUAGGAUAUUUAGGCCAACAAAUAGAAGCAUAAGUCAAAACUGUUGAACAAUUAUUUCUUAUUUUUAAUUGCAAGCAUCCUUCCUGAACAUAAAUAUUGACCAAGAUCCAUCUGGAAAUCAAAUAAACUAUAACCUUU